AUGAGUACUCCUCGGACGCCCAUCACACCGAUCCCUCAACCACCACACAGUGCUGGUCUAGCUUUCAAGGGUCUCCGGGCGAACAUUGACUUCAACUCUAUCCCUUCACCGAUUGAUGCAUUUGACAAUGAUAGAGAACAGUGGAACGAUCAGCCUUAUAUGACUCUUCCCGGGAGCCAUGUACCGCUUUCCACCACAGAAUAUGUGGCUAUUGAUCAGGGAAACUCAUCACCUAGGUACAUCCGGAUGUCGACAUGGCACGUUCCGAGCACCUCCCGUCUAGCCUCAGAAUGCGAAAUCCCUCUUGUUGCCAUGAUUCAGCCCUUCGCGGACCAGGAUCCUCGUGAGGAGCCUGUGCCGUUGAUAGAUACAGGUGACAUCGGCCCUGCACGGUGCGCCGGCUGCAGAGGGUACAUAAAUCCUUGGUGUAAAUGGUUAUCCGGGGGUGCAAAGUGGAAAUGCAACCUUUGCGGGCAUGAAACGGAAGUUGCACCAGAGUAUUUCUGCAACUUGGAUGCCAAUCUGUUGCGCCUCGAUCACCUGCAACGGCCUGAGCUGAAUAAGGGUACAGUCGAUUUCGCCGUCUCUGAGGAGUACUGGGCUCCCCAUCCACCACCUCGAAUAGAGCCACUCUAUCAAUCUGUUGUGUCCGAACCAGCUUCCGGUCUCCGGAAGCCAGAGAUCAUGAACUACGUCUUCGCAUUCGAUAUCUCAUUGGAAGCUAUCCGGUCGGGAUUCACUCAUGCAGCAUGCGCAACUCUAUUAGACCUUCUAUAUGGCCGGGAAGAUGGGUCCGUGGAACCCUGCAUCCCACUGGAAAGCCAGAUAUGCAUCAUAUCCUACGAUGAAACAUUGCACUUCUAUGACCUUUCUCCACGGUUAGAUGGCCAUGCCCCAAUGCUGGUUGUACCCGAACGCGAUGACGUUUUCGUACCUCUGAGGGCUGGUCUUUUUGCCGACCCACGAGAGUCCAACUCCGUCAUUGUGAAGCUAUUGUCUGCGCUCCCAGUACGAGAAGAGUCACCAGCACCAGAAGCAGCGUUGGGAUCUGCGUUGACCGCCAGCCUGGCUAUCCUCGCUGGCAGAGGUGGACAGGUGGUGGUGUUCACGGGGGUGAUACCAGCCGUUGGCAUCGGCGCCCUGACGCCCCCAACAGACGACUCAAGUGUGUUUGGCACAGAGAAGGAGAAACAGCUGUUUCUUCCGCGUCAUAAUGCGUGGCGGGACAUCGCAGAGCAAUGCGCCGAAGAAGGAAUCGGAGUCAAUGUAUUUUUGGGCAUGGGAAGACCCAUUGACGUAGCGUCUGUUGGUGUCGUAUCUUCUAUCACUGGAGGAGAGCUUUACUUCCACCCUCGCUUCGACCCAUCUCGCGACGUCGUGGUGCUUGCUUCCCAACUAAGACGCCUCCUUACCCGGACGACAGGUUACAAUUGCGUGAUGCGAGUACGGUGUUCCAGUGGUCUGCGCGUAUCGCAGUACUUCGGCAAUUUGCACGAGCCUGAGCUCUCCGUGACUGAUAUUCAGUUCGGAACUCUUGAUGCGGACAAGGCAUUCUCUGUUCUGUUUGAGCAUGGGCGCGCCUUAGAUGAUCAUGAGCUAGCCUUCAUUCAGUGCGCGGUACUUUACACUGCAAGGUCGGGCGAGCGCCGUGUGCGGACAUGCAACCUCGCUCUCCAAGUUGUGUCGUUGGCAGGCAACGUCUUUCGGUACGCCGAUAUGGAUACUGUUGUGUGCCACAUGGUGCGCGAAGGUAUAUCAAGGUUGCCGUCGCAGCAGAUAUCCCAGAUCCAAGAGCAGCUGACGGAAAGAUGUUGUGCGAUCCUGCUUGGCUACCGGAAGUAUUGCGCAGCAUCAGCUGCCCACACGCAGUUGGUUAUACCUGAAGCGUUCCGAACAUUGCCUGUGUACACUCUGGCGAUCAUGAAGUCCAAACCGUUGAAAGCUCGAAAUAUCGCGGCAGACGUGCGCAGUUACGAAGCCCACAAAAUUAUGGCGAUGGGGGCGGGUGCUACUAUGCAACAUUUAUAUCCUAGGCUACUUGCCCUCCAUGAUCUGGACAAUUUCGUUGCGCUUCCAGAUCCUGGGACAGGCAAAAUCGACUUCCCGUCAUUAAUGCGUAACAGUCAUCUGUUCAUGGAAUCACACGGAAUUUAUCUUAUAGAUAAUGAAGAGCUCGUAAUCUUUUGGAUUGGAGUGAAUGCUUCUCCUCAGUUGCUGAAGGAUUUCCUGGACGUAGAUGACAUUAUGCAGAUUGACCCUCAUAUGAUCGAAUUACCUCGUCUGUCCACUAGGUUGUCGACCCAAGUGCGCAAUAUACUUGCACAUCGGCAAGCUCAACGAGGCUGGAUUCCCAAGACAUUAAUCGCUCGUCAAAAUAUGGAUGCUGCUGAGCUGGAGUUUAGCGACAUGCUAAUUGAAGACCAGAACAAUGCUGCCAUGUCCUAUCUAGACUAUCUAUGUCUUGUGCACAAACAGAUUACGACGGCUCUUACAACAGGUUCCUCAAUUACUAGUCGCAACGGGUUUUUGUCGACACCGUGGUAG
Sparassis crispa is the source of this 2544-nucleotide messenger RNA. RefSeq lists its product as uncharacterized. Gene Ontology annotation, cellular component: endoplasmic reticulum exit site; COPII vesicle coat. The record is from RefSeq and is a predicted model, not a curated record. The transcript is spliced from 16 exons. Gene Ontology annotation, biological process: intracellular protein transport; endoplasmic reticulum to Golgi vesicle-mediated transport; COPII-coated vesicle cargo loading. Gene Ontology annotation, molecular function: zinc ion binding; SNARE binding. The coding region runs from base 1 to 2544 and encodes 847 amino acids. Lineage: Eukaryota; Fungi; Basidiomycota; Agaricomycetes; Polyporales; Sparassidaceae.